This is a messenger RNA of Spodoptera littoralis (African cotton leafworm), 2043 nucleotides long. NCBI's taxonomy places the organism in Eukaryota, Metazoa, Arthropoda, Insecta, Lepidoptera, Noctuidae. The record is from the annotation of a GenBank genome assembly.
AUGUUACAAAAAAUAUUUUUUCUUUUGGCAUAUUUUUUGUUGUUUGGAAGUGCUCAUAGUGAUUAUGACGAAGCUUUUGUGGAGACCGUGAAUGAUGAGGAGUACAGGAAUUACUUGUAUGGGGAUGAAGUCCCCCUAAAUCGUGUGGACAGAAAUGGGAGGUUGUUAUACUCAUAUCCGCAGAACCCAAUAAUCAAUAUUAUGAUGCAAACAGCUGCACCUAAUUAUGUACCGAAAAAUCCAAACGACUUCUUUGAUUUUCUUAGAGAUUCGUACCCUUUGCCUGGAGGUCUCAAAUCUCCAUACGACGAAUACGACUACGUCAUAGUAGGAGCCGGGUCAGCCGGUUCGGUGCUUGCUUCAAGACUCACAGAAGACAAGAAUGUCACAGUGUUAUUACUGGAAGCUGGUAAACCAGAGAUGCUGCUCACAGACAUACCAGCCUUGGCACCAUACUUCCAAUCUACCGAUUACACGUGGCAGUAUUACAUGGAGUAUCAACCAGGCGUAUGUACCGGCAUGAUCAACGGCCGCUGUUUUUGGCCACGAGGCAAGGCUGUCGGCGGGACGAGUGUUGUUAACUACAUGAUAUAUACUCGAGGCAGACCUAUAGAAUGGGAUCGCAUCGCUGCUGCAGGCAAUUAUGGAUGGUCAUACAACGACGUUUUAUAUUAUUACAUGAAGUCUGAAAGAGCAUCAUUAGAUGGAUUAGAGAAAAGUCCCUUUAGGAGUCGGGAUGGAGAAGUCCCUGUGGAACACGUGCCAAAAAAGACCAAAUUAAUUAAAACUUUUCUAGAAGCCGGCAGAAUUCUUGGACAUCCUACUAUAGACUAUAAUUCGCCACAUGAAUUAGGUUUCGGAUACGUGCAAACCACAACCACUUUUGGCCACAGAUACAGUGCCGCUAAAGCAUUUUUACACAAACAAAAGAAGAGACGUAAUUUACAUAUACUACCUCAGACCAGAGCAACAAAAGUAUUGAUUGACCCGCAAACACUCACGGCUUACGGUGUGGAGUACGUAAGGAACAGGAUAAAGUCUACAGUCAGGGCCCGAAAAGAAGUAAUUCUUUCGGCAGGACCCAUUGCCUCACCUCAACUUCUUAUGUUGUCUGGUAUUGGCCCACAGAAUCAUUUAAGAUCAGUUGGCAUUCCUGUAUUAAAGGACUUACCAGUCGGACAAACUCUAUAUGACCACAUUUGUUUCCCAGGAUUAAUAUUUGAGUUGAAUACGACAGGAGUAAGUCUCAGUGAAACCCGAGCUUUGAAUAUUCGGGAAGCAGUGUCAUGGCUCCGACAUGGAGAAUCCACAAUUUCUUCACCAGGUGGAGUGGAGGGUAUUGGAUAUAUUAAGACGCCAAUUUCAGAUGACCCUGACCCUGUUCCUGACAUAGAACUUAUAAGUAUUGGAGGGUCUUUGACUUCAGAUGGUGGCUCAGGAAGUAAAGCAGUAAGAAAAGGAAUGAGAAUAAGAGAAGACGUGUUUGAUAGUGCCUUCAAUGAAUUAGAAAAAUUCAAUCGGGACACAUGGAGUGCCUUUCCUAUGUUGCUGCAUCCAAAAUCUGUAGGUCGUAUUGAAUUGAAGGACAGUAAUCCAUUCAGUCAUCCUCUAAUGUAUGGCAAUUAUUUGACUGAUCCUAAAGACGUGGCAACAUUCGUUGCAUCGUUCCGUCACAUACAGGCGCUGGCUAACACGCCACCGUUCCAGCGUUACGGUACGAAGUUACACAGAGCGGAUUAUCCAGAUUGUCGAACGCACAUUUUUGAUUCUGAUGAGUACUGGGAGUGUGCAUUGCGUACAUUAACAGCGACACUUCAUCAUCAAAUAGCUACGUGCCGCAUGGGUCCUGUCGGAGAUCCCUUAGCUGUCGUAGACCCUGAGUUACGCGUGCAUGGUGUGAACAGGUUACGAGUAGUUGAUUCUAGUGUGUUGCCAAGAACUGUAUCCGCACAUACACACGCACCCGCUAUGAUGAUCGGAGAAAAGGCAGCAGACAUGAUCAAAUGGACGUGGAAUGUAUUAAAUGUAGGGCAGACAUAUUAA